Culex quinquefasciatus (southern house mosquito) is the source of this 1281-nucleotide messenger RNA. RefSeq names its product venom serine protease 34. Gene Ontology annotation, biological process: proteolysis. NCBI's taxonomy places the organism in Eukaryota, Metazoa, Arthropoda, Insecta, Diptera, Culicidae. Gene Ontology annotation, molecular function: serine-type endopeptidase activity. The coding region runs from base 77 to 1255 and encodes 392 amino acids. The transcript has 5 exons. The record is from RefSeq and is a predicted model, not a curated record.
UUCUGGCAAAAUUCAGAAUGGCCGGAGGAAUAGAGGCGGCCUGUCCCGGCCGGAAACGUCGUCGUCCUGCCGUUUGAUGUCGAUGCUGAUGUUGUUGCUACUCGGCGCCAUUCCCUCGUCGACGCAGCAACAGCAAUACUCGGCCGGUUGUGACUUUUACCAGGACGUGGCCUCGGGCCAGUCUUAUGCCAUCUAUUCGCCCAAUUACGGCGCCCCCUAUCCGGUCAACAUCCGCUGCCGCUGGACGCUGGCCACCACGCCGGGCUCGAGGAUUGCGUUGACCUGUCCGGACGUGGCCAUUCCACAGAGCGCCUCGUGUUACUACGACAAACUGCUGAUUUCGACCGGUGGCCAGGCGAACCUGGGCGAUGCCCGCGCCUACUGUGGCACCGGAACGCUGACGAUGGAAUCGACGGGCAGUUCGAUGGUGGUCGCGUUGGACGUUCCCGCCAGCAGUGCGGGCGGUGGUCGAUUCUACUGUACGGCCACAAAGCUGGACUGCGCCUGUGGGAUGCGGCGAAAGAAAAGAAUUGUUGGUGGGACGGAAACACUGGUGAACGAGUUUCCCAUGCUGGCGGCACUGGUUGAUUCGACGGGAGGAGGAAUCUUCUGUGGAGCCACAAUCAUUACCAACUACCACGCCCUCACGGCCGCCCACUGCCCCCUAGGCCGUUCCAUCACCAACCUGGGCCUGCUCGUCGGCGACCACGACAUCACCUCCGGCACGGACACCUCGUACGCCGCCCUGCACCGGCUAGCCUCAAUCCGGUCCCACGAGUCGUACAGCACCGUCACCAAGCAAAACGACAUCGCGAUCGUGCGAACCCAAACGGAGAUCCUGUUCACGGCAGGAGUUGGACCGGCCUGCAUGCCGUUCAAGUUCUUUGGGGCCUCGUUUGUGGGCGUUGAGUUGGAGGCGGUUGGCUGGGGAUCGACGGACUUUGGCUAUCCCAAGUCGAACGUUCCGAUGAAGGUGGAUCUGCCGGUGGUUGAUCCGGGACGGUGUAAUGGGAGUUAUAGCUAUUUCUCGAGUAGUCAGUUGUGUACCUGGAACGAUGGGAAGGACACCUGCCAGAGCGAUUCUGGGGGUCCGUUGUUCUAUACGGAUUUCUACAAUGGAUUGGUUUACUUGACGGGGAUCGUAAGUUAUGGUAGGGCUUGUGCAACUAAUGAUCCGAGCGUUAGCACCAGAGUUACGGAUUUCAUGAGUUGGGUUAUUCAAAAUACCCCAGAGUGGACUUAUUGUUAUCAAUGAAUGAAUAAAACAAGGAACAAACAACG